CGCCUCUCCGUCCGGCUAUGUGUCCCCGUCACUCUUCGGGUCCUGUCUAAUCUUCCCCUUCCUUUCUCCUAAAUAUAAAGUCUUAUCUCUCUCUGAUACGGAUAAAAGUUUCCCACAGCCGUAUUUGCACCCUUUUACAUCCCAAAACUCGAAGAGGAGUUAAUUCCACCGCUGACCCGUCGAUGAUUACGGUUAAUGAUUAGAGGUCAGCGAGGGCCAGCAGUUCCAUGUUCCUGGGUGUCAACAUCUCAGAGGCUCAGGAGAGGGGUCCAACAUGUGGAUGCAAUUACAAAGAAGGCAUGCUGGCAGCUAUAUUUCAUUCGGAGUUUGAGGAGAAGACUCUGGCAAAUUUCUACAGAUGUAUGGUGGGGAGCAUUCUGACGGGUUCCAUCACCGUCUGGAGUGGAGGAGCCAAUGCUCAGGGUUGGGGGAAAAAACUGCAGAGAUUUUCUUUCCCGGGCUGCACAUCCACGCGACUGGAAGUGGGGGAUGCUGUGCCAACAGGUGUGGGAUGUUCCUCUCCUUAAUCUUCGCGGUGCUGGGCGCAGCUGGCUCCAUCUACUGUCUGGUCCUGUCUACUUUGGGACUGAUCAAUGGACCAACCUGCCUGGACACGUCAGGCAACUGGAGCAGACCCUUCUAUUACAACUCCGAGCUGUCAGAGCUAAGCAAGGACAGUUACCUGUUUCAACCGGACAGUUGGAGUUUGUGUGUAGAACCGAAGAAUGUGGUUGUUUUCAAUGUGGCUCUCUUUGCUCUGCAAAUUGCCUUCAGUGCUCUGGAGUUCAUCCUAUGUACCAUCCAGGCCAUCAAUGGGUUCUUUGGCUGCCUCUGUGGAACGUGCAAUAAACGCAGGGCGAGGCCCGUGUGACAGGAUGGCAUUCGAGGGCAGCUGUGAGCUCGGAAAACGGGCAUGGGCAGCAUCCAGCACUGAAUUAAAGAAAUAUAAUUACGCCAUAAAUUCGGGAGGAAUCCCCUACAACAGAGGGGGCUACUUCGUAAUGCAUCGUUCAGUACACUCAAUACCCUGCUGAUAGAUAAUGCCAAUUGUUUAACGCUUGAUUGACCUGUCGCUUGUCAAUAAAGGAAACACACUGAUCUUAU
This is a messenger RNA of Hypanus sabinus (Atlantic stingray), 1104 nucleotides long. Its product is annotated as transmembrane 4 L6 family member 1-like. The record is from RefSeq and is a predicted model, not a curated record. Bases 359 to 871 code for a protein of 170 amino acids. Gene Ontology annotation, cellular component: membrane. The transcript is spliced from 5 exons. NCBI's taxonomy places the organism in Eukaryota, Metazoa, Chordata, Chondrichthyes, Myliobatiformes, Dasyatidae.